CAAAUUCCAGCGGGCCGCCGCCGCCGCCUAGAAAAUGGCUGCGCUGGGGGGAGCGGAGUCGCCUGGUGUGGCGGUGGCUCCGUGUUCUCAGGCCUCCCCGCUUCUCGUGGCAGAGACGCCGCCGGCCCCGGAGCGCGGCCGUGGCGGGAGGAGGUCCCGGCGGAGCGCGCCGGCGGCGCUCAGCCCCGCCGUGUCCGUGGUGUUCCCGGGCGCCGUGAGCCGAGAGAGCUGCUGUCGCUUCGCCUGCGAGCUCCUGAAGCACGUCCUGCACCAGCGGCACCAGCUCCCGCUGCCCUACGAACAGCUCGCCUACUUCUGCCGGCGGGCCGCGCAGGAUGGAGAUGUGAUCAAGAAGCCACCCUCUGUGGGCCUGGCAAGCAAGAAGUGUCAGCAGGUGCUGGUGGAGCUGGAGGCAGUGCUCCAGCACUUGGAAGUGAUGUUCAGCUUGACACUGGUUCCCCGUGUUCUUAUUCUGCUUGGAGGCAAUGUUGUGAGCCCCAAGGAGCUUUAUGAGCUCAACUUGGAGGGGAUCUAUGUGGGCAGUGCUGAGAAAAGCCUGAAAACCACAUCCUGCGUGCGUAAGCUUUUUCACUCACUCUUCAUUGCAGAUGUCUUCAGUGAACUUAAAGCUCUUCCAGUCACAAGCACUGUUGUUAUGCUCCAAGGGCAUCGCAGUUGUGGUGUGGAAUGGUUCCGGCCCAAACUCAACUACAAAGUGCCAACCCGAGGAAGGAAACUGACUAUUAAUUUGUCCUGCGAUGGAGACGUCAAUAUAAGUGCCUCAGCUCCUCAGAUUAUGACUUCUACUUGGGAGGACUACAUAUGGUUUCAAGCACCAGUGACGCUUAAGGGCUUUCAUGAAUGAUCUGUGCUCUGUAAAACUUUUAAUGGGAUACUGAAUAAUUUUUGGUGCUGCUUUAGUCAAUAAUUCUAUCAAAGAUAAUGGCAUACGCUUGUCUCUCUGGAUCUCUUCUCUAGGGCAUCUGUUGCCUUCCUGACCACUUUCUUCUGUGUUCACUUCCUGACUUGUCUUUGAAAGCAGGAGCCCUUUAAGGCACAGAUACCAUGAUUCCUUAAGGAGAUUAAUUGAUAUAUUGGGUGUAAAAACUUCCCUGUAACAUGCUUGCUGAACUGACAAAUAUUGGGUACAGUCUUCCUGAGUUGUACUCUCCCGAGUUUUUCUGCAGCCAUUUCUGUUAAUGAUUACUGCAUUAUAAGAUUUUUGGGACAAGAUAACAUAUGUUUAUUAAUAUAAUUGGCCUUUACUGUGAAGGCCAUAACAUUCUUUACCCUACUGCUGUGAAAGAAGACCUUUUCCUGCAGCCUACUCAGACUUGAGUACUCAAGUGCUUGCCCAUCUAGUAGAUAUCUAUCUUCCCAUAACACCACUUCAGUUUGUUAGGAAUCCAGCAUGGUGCUCUUCAGCAACUGGAAGACUUCAUACGUAGCAGUGUCUCAUAGUAGUGAUGGAAUGAGUGGUCCUAUGAAGGCAAGGGAAUGUGUCUUCCUAUUUCUUUACCUAACUUUUAGUCCAUCAG
Molecule: messenger RNA, 1538 nt
Organism: Phasianus colchicus (ring-necked pheasant)
Lineage: Eukaryota; Metazoa; Chordata; Aves; Galliformes; Phasianidae
Gene: MAD2L1BP
Product: MAD2L1 binding protein
Biological process (GO): regulation of exit from mitosis
Cellular component (GO): nucleus
Source: RefSeq, a predicted model, not a curated record